Nerophis lumbriciformis (worm pipefish) is the source of this 1272-nucleotide messenger RNA. NCBI's taxonomy places the organism in Eukaryota, Metazoa, Chordata, Actinopteri, Syngnathiformes, Syngnathidae. The record is from RefSeq and is a predicted model, not a curated record.
AUGAAGCUGCUCUUUGUGCUGGUCGUGCUGGUGCUUGCCAUCAAGGCUCGGGUGGAAAAGUGCGGCAGGGUCCUUCCAUCACCUGCUGUCCAACGACCGGCCAAUCGCAGCCACAUCUCCUACGCUGUCAUGUUUGACGCUGGCAGCACAGGGACGCGGAUCCACGUCUACGCCUUCAUUCACACACAUACAGAGGCAUUGCCAGUUUUGGAAAAUGAGAAGUUUCACUCAAUGAAACCCGGUUUGUCAGCGCACAUCCACUACCCUGAGACAGCAAGGCAUUCUGUUAGAACUCUGCUGAAGGUGGCCGAGAGAACCGUGCCUCGCCCACUCUGGAAAAACACUCCGGUGAUGCUGAGAGCUACAGCUGGUCUUCGACUGAUGUCUGCCGAGAAAGCCCGAGCUCUCCUACGUGAGGUUCGGCGUGCAUUUAACGAAUCACCAUUUCUGGUCCCGGACAACAGCGUGGCCAUCAUGGACGGCAUAAGCGAAGGAAUCCUAGCAUGGGUAACUGUGAACUUCUUGUCUGGUCACCUUCACGCGCACCAGGAGCAGAAGCUGGGAAUCUUGGAUUUGGGGGGAGCAUCCACGCAGAUCACCUUCCUGCCCAAACUCACAGAUUUUUCCAGUUUUGAAAAAUCCACGCCGGCCGUGGACAUUGUCAGAGUAGACAUCCUCAACUCCACCUUCCGCUUGUACACUCACAGUUACCUUGGCAACGGGCUGAUGGCGGCGCGACUCUCUAUGCUAUCUGCUCGUGUUUUUAAAAGUCCGUGUCUGCCCAGAAAGUUUCGAGAUAAGUGGACUUUUGGAGGAGAAACUUACCAAGUGAGCGGAGACCCAGACGGAGCAUCUGGUUACAAGGCAUGUUAUGAAGACGUGUUUAAGACAGUCAAAGGGGUUGUUCAUCAUCGCCAUCUUGGAGAGCAAAAGACACUUUUCUACGCUUUUUCAUAUUAUUUCGACCGUGCUGUGGACGCACACCUCAUCCACGAGGUCGACGGAGGACUGCUGGAGGUCCGAGACUUCAGGAGAAGAGCCAAGGAGGUGUGUAAGGAUUCGAGGAAAGGAACUUUUACUGUCAGUCCUUUUCUAUGUCUGGACUUGACGUACAUUAGCUGUCUGCUUACUGAGGGUUUGGGCUUCAAGGACAACACAAAACUGCAGCUGAGCAAGAAAGUGAACAACGUGGAGGCAAGUUGGGCUUUGGGUGCCACCUUGGACCACUUUAAAAACCUCCACAUACACCUAGGAGAGCGAGGAGGUGGAUGA